Molecule: messenger RNA, 783 nt
Organism: Dermatophagoides pteronyssinus (European house dust mite)
Lineage: Eukaryota; Metazoa; Arthropoda; Arachnida; Sarcoptiformes; Pyroglyphidae
Product: peptidase 1-like
Biological process (GO): proteolysis
Molecular function (GO): cysteine-type peptidase activity
Source: RefSeq, a predicted model, not a curated record
AUGGCCGGUUUUGUUCGGAAAAUAAAUCGAANCCAAAAUUUAAUUACACCACGUAUUUGUGAAUUUGAUUCGAACAUGAAUAUUUCUGAUGAAAUUGAUUUACGUUCAUUAGGAACAUUACUACCAAUACGUAUGCAAGGAAAUUGUGCAUCAAGUUGGGCAUUUGCUGCUAUUGCUUCAUUUGAAUCAGCAAGAAUUGCUGGAAAUUAUUAUUCAGUAGAUCUUUCUGAACAAGAACUAAUUGAUUGUGCAUCACAGAAUGGUUGUUCGGGUGAUAAUGUUCAACGCGGUUUAAAUGAUUUAAAAUUUGGUUUUUAUUAUAUGGAUCGAUAUGGUGUUGUCGCCGAAUAUGAUUAUCCAUAUGUUGAACAUGAACAAUCAUGUCCACGAUUACUAGGAGUAGGACGUUAUAUGACUUUGACUUAUUGUCAAAUUGAGCCACAAAAUCCAUUGAAAAUUCGUCAAGCAUUAACAAAAACACAUACAGCUAUUGCUACAAUUAUUGCUAUUAAAGAUUUGAAAUCUUUUCAACAUUAUGAUGGCCGUACAAUUAUUCGCGAUGAUAAUUAUUCUGAUCAACAACAACAAGUAACAUAUCAUGCAAUCAAUAUUGUUGGUUAUGGUAAUUUUCAAGGUUUAGAUUAUUGGAUCAUUCGAAAUAAUUGGGAUAUUACAUGGGGUGAUAAAGGUUAUGGUUAUAUUGCUGCUAACAAAAAUCUAAUGCAAAUUGAACAAUAUCCAUUUGUUGCUUAUGGUUAUUGUUGUAGUUUUAUUAGACCUUAG